This is a messenger RNA of Nestor notabilis (Kea), 877 nucleotides long. It is a transcript of the gene EIF3I, whose product is annotated as eukaryotic translation initiation factor 3, subunit I. The transcript is spliced from 8 exons. NCBI's taxonomy places the organism in Eukaryota, Metazoa, Chordata, Aves, Psittaciformes, Psittacidae. Gene Ontology annotation, molecular function: translation initiation factor activity; RNA binding; protein binding. The annotation marks the transcript as partial. Gene Ontology annotation, biological process: cytoplasmic translational initiation. The record is from RefSeq and is a predicted model, not a curated record. Gene Ontology annotation, cellular component: eukaryotic translation initiation factor 3 complex, eIF3m.
GGGACACACGACAUGUACUCACUGGCUCUGCAGAUAACAGCUGUCGGCUCUGGGACUGCGAAACAGGAAAGCAGCUUGCCCUGGUGAAGACCAGCUCUGCAGUGAGGACCUGUGGCUUUGACUUUGGAGGAAACAUCAUCAUGUUUUCCACAGACAAGCAGAUGGGAUAUCAGUGUUUUGUGAGCUUCUUUGAUCUCCGGGACCCCAGCCAGAUCGAGAACAACGAACCUUACAUGAAAAUCCCCUGCAGUGACUCUAAAAUCACUAGUGCUGUGUGGGGCCCUCUGGGAGAGUUCAUCAUCGCAGGACAUGAGAACGGCGAGCUGAACCAGUUCAGUGCCAAGUCAGGGGAGCAGCUUUCAAACAUCAAGGAGCACACCAAGCAAAUCAAUGAUAUUCAGACCUCCAGGGAUAUGACCAUGUUCAUCACUGCCUCCAAGGACAACACAGCCAAGCUCUUUGAUUGCACAUCACUUGAGCAUCUGAAGACAUUCCGGACGGAACGACCGGUGAACUCUGCUGCACUUUCCCCCAUUUUUGACCAUGUGGUGCUUGGUGGUGGGCAGGAGGCCAUGGAUGUGACCACAACCUCCACCAGGAUUGGCAAAUUCGAGGCAAGGUUCUUCCACUUGGCUUUUGAAGAAGAGUUUGGCAGAGUGAAGGGUCACUUUGGUCCCAUAAACAGCGUUGCGUUUCACCCCGAUGGGAAGAGUUACAGCAGUGGGGGUGAGGAUGGAUACGUUCGCAUCCAUUACUUCGAUCCCCAGUACUUUGAGUUUGAAUUUGAAGCUUAAAGGAGGAUUCUCCUCUCCUCUGCUCUUCCCUCCAACCCAUUGCCUAGUCCAUCAGCUCCAGCACUGAACUGUUGCAAAGUCUC